Molecule: messenger RNA, 1198 nt
Organism: Platichthys flesus (European flounder)
Lineage: Eukaryota; Metazoa; Chordata; Actinopteri; Pleuronectiformes; Pleuronectidae
Gene: lrata
Product: lecithin retinol acyltransferase a
Exons: 2
Coding region: 85-795 (236 amino acids)
Biological process (GO): retinol metabolic process
Molecular function (GO): phosphatidylcholine-retinol O-acyltransferase activity
Source: RefSeq, a predicted model, not a curated record
GGUCACUCGUGUUCUCGAGCCACCGUGGAUAAAAAGCUCGCUCCCACCGCGCCCUCGCAGACAUUCCCCUUUUACGCGCUCACGAUGCUGCAGCUGCUGACCUUCCUGGUGGAGAAGUUCUCCCUCCUCUCCAACUUCAAACUGUUCGAGUGCAGCUGGUUGGACGCAGAGGAGCAGGAGGAGCAGCGGGAGCAGCAGGAGCAGCAGGAGCGUCCCGCGCAGCGCGGUGCGCCCCCGCGCCGAGGAGACCUGCUCGAGGUGCCAAGGACCCUUUUCACGCACUUCGGUAUUUACCUGGGUGACAACAAGGUGGCUCACAUGAUCCCCGACAUCCUCCCCGUGCUGACAACCGACCAGAGGCUCAUCAGCUCCGUCAUCUCCAACAAGCGGCUCAUCCUCGGCUGCAUGUACAAGUGUGCCACGGUGCGCGUCGACACCCUGGAGGACUUUGCGUAUGGCUGCAGCAUCCUGGUGAACUGCCGGGACAAGACGAUGAAGGCGCCGGCGUUCCCCAAUGAAGAGGUGGCCAAGAGGGCUGAGAAACACGUGGGAUCGAUUCCCUACAGUCUGCUGUGGAAUAACUGUGAACACUUCGUGACCUUCUGCAGAUAUGGACAUGCAGCGAGCAGGCAGUCAGAGAAGUUCUGUGAGUGCCUGAAAUCAAUCAUCAGAGACCAGCGCAGCGUCAUCGCCUCAGGGCUGCUGGGAAUGAUCUCCAUUGUGUGUUUUGGCAUGGCGGCUUCAACUACAUUACCCACAAUUCUCAUCCCCUUCACGCUGUGGAUGGCUGGUUAGAGGGGCCCAGCACACGGGGACAAACUGAACUAAACCUUCACUUGGCAAAGAAGGACCGGACCCCUCUUCCAGACUCUUGUCAUGAGACGCCUUUCAAAGUCCGCUUCACAACAACACCUUCAUUUUACUGAGUAGACUGAUGGAUGUGACUGUGCAUUGAUUUCGUCCUUUAUGCCUUAAACUUAAAAAGUGUGGUCAAAUGCAUGAAAUCUUUGGUAUAAGAUUAAAUUUAGUGAUUCGCAUUUUUAACGUUUGAGUCACGACAGAAGUGGAUAUAAAGAGGUACAUGUAGCCCUCUCAGAGUAACGUAAUAUACUGUGUAUAUAUAUCAGCUUUUUUAUCGCAUUGUACUUAAUAUAAACCUGUAAAUAUGACAAAUGUUUAAUAAACCAUUUAUUUUUUA